Sebastes umbrosus (honeycomb rockfish) is the source of this 4534-nucleotide messenger RNA. RefSeq names its product LIM domain 7b (gene lmo7b). The transcript is spliced from 30 exons. The record is from RefSeq and is a predicted model, not a curated record. Gene Ontology annotation, biological process: regulation of signaling; regulation of cell adhesion. Bases 89 to 3976 code for a protein of 1295 amino acids. NCBI's taxonomy places the organism in Eukaryota, Metazoa, Chordata, Actinopteri, Perciformes, Sebastidae. Gene Ontology annotation, molecular function: protein binding.
GGUUGCAGAAGUGUCUACUGAUAAACUAUCUGUCAAUUAGAGGAGAACUCUCACCGGUGAGCAGCUACACAGCACAAGGAGAGAAACGAUGGAGUGGCGCCAGCAGACCAGUGUCAGCUGUGCAGACGCCUUCAACGAGGCUCAACGCUGGAUUGAGGAAGUGACUGGAAAAUUGUUCGGUUGCAACGACUUCCGUGCUGCCUUGGAGAAUGGAGUCCUGCUGUGCGACUUGAUCAACCAGUUGAAACCUGGCAUCAUUAAGAGAGUUAACAGGCUUUCUACUCCCAUCGCUGGUCUGGAUAACGUGAACGUGUUCCUGAAAGCCUGUGGGAAAAUGGGCCUUAAUGUGUCUCAGCUGUUUCAUCCAGGAGACCUGCAGGACCUGUCCAGUCGUGCCACACUCAGGCGAGAUGAGAGCACCAGAAGACUCAGAAAUGUUCUCAUCACAAUCUACUGGUUGGGUCGCAAGGCUCACCUCGACACAUUCUACGAUGGUCCUCAGCUGAACUUCAAGGCCUUUGAAGGGCUGUUAGGGUUGGCCUUGUCCAAGGCUCUAGAUGAGGGCAGUAAUGUGCUUGGGAAAGAGAGCUGGUACACAGAGAGGGAGGAAUGUCGGCGCACGAGAGCGAGCUACAAGACGCAGUUCUCUGUGGACGGCAUCGACUCUCCGGACUCCCGAGCCCUUCGCCCAAACAGUGAAGGUUGUGGAAGUGACGCAGAAGCUGAGCAGGUGUUCAAGAUGGAGACCACACAGCCCUCAACCCAGCAAAACAAAAGUUAUAUCCCACAGCCGCUCCUUCGGAGAAAACAAGGACGGGAGGAGAACGUGGGGUGCUGCGCUGGUCCACUCUCCAGAGCAUAUCAAAUCCAGGUCAGACCUGAGAGACCAGUUCAGGUCAACCCUGGCUGGAUUUGGAGCAAAUCACUCAGUGACAUCCCGAUGGUGUACCCGGUGCGUAAAGUUCCUGAUGGGAACACCAUCUAUGAUUUGGACCAGGACAUGGACAUGGCAAGGGAGUGCAAUCAAGAAAACAAACGGAGGUGUAGCGUUGCUGCCAAGGACAGUGAGGCUAAGUGGCAUGAUGACUUGACAAAGUGGAAGAAUCAUCGCAGAAGCACCAACUCUGACCUCCGCAGGGAAUCAGUGGACAGAGAGCACGUCAUUAACCAGAUGGCCAAUGGGGCUGUGAUUAAAUUUGAGAAGAACGAAGCACAAGGCAGAAUGCUGAAGAGAGACCAGCAGUCACCACGCAGACAUUACCCUGCCCCUCGUCCUUACUCCAUCUCUCCUCCAUCAAAAUACUCAAGCUCUGAUCUCCGGCCACAUACUCGAGCUCUGCUGGCUCGCAGCUACGCCAUUGAGGCACCUUUCAGCCCUACAGCUCCACUAAGCCCCCACAAGCAGGGACCAUCGGUUGGAGCCAUGCCUGCCUCUGAUGGGAACAUCCUGGAAGAGGAGACCCAGGUUGCCUCCUUGGCUUCAGAUGGAGCAGGAGUUACCACCCCUUCUCCCGACUGCCCUUUCAGCUCCCAGACCCAAGUCAAAGCGCAGGGCAGCCCUGCUCCUCUCCAGCCCACAUCUGAACUGGCCCAGCCAGAAAAUGUUUUUACAAACCAAAUCUCCACUCUGACCACAACCACAAAGUUAACCAACACCAGGGCUGAAUCCAUGUCCAGUCAGAAGGAACUUCCAUUUUGCGUUGAUCCAAAAGUUCCCACUUUCAUCCCUGAUGCUGUUAAUCCGGCAGGAGUUGAUGCUCUGGAGGACUUGCCCCACCAGAACCACAAGUCCCAGGAAGAGAGUCAGAGGGCAUCUUGGGAACCAGCUGCGGAGCAAGGUGGAGGCCAGCAGGCUGCAGGCGUCUACAAGUACUUGUCCAGAGCUGGGUCGUGGUCCGGCUCAGCCAGCCUUCCUCGUGGUUACCGGAGGUCCGAGGGCUCAUCUCGUCUCUCUUCUGCAAUCACAGCCAGACCCUUUGGGAUGAAGCAGUCCAGGAUGUCCUCGCUGCCGAGACUGUGCAACGUAGACGACAACCAGGGUCUGCUGAUGAAAAAUGAGAAAGAGGAAUCUGUUUCUCCAACCACCAAAUCUUCUCUCAAAAGACAGACUGCGACCGCCUAUCUGACGGGUCAGCAGCCGGCUUCAAUCAGACUAGAGAAAGCUGACCAGGCGAGGCAGAAUGGUACCGAGCAGAGGGAGGAGGUGAAAUGUGCCACUCUCUCCAGCCAGACGUCCUUCCAGACCAAUGGCUACCACCAUCAGCCCUACACCCACACCCAGCUACUCCCGCAGCCUUAUUCAAACCCGCAGACACACCACAACAAAAGCUUGACCCUCCCAUCUAAUGCAAGCACUGACCUUCCAAAGGUGGAUCACAGUGACAUGAGAGUGAGCCUCACUCUUAAACCCAACAGCAGACCAGACUUUGGUUUCCAGACUCAUUGGGAUUCCACCGGGGCGAGAGUCAAAUCCAUUCAACCUGGCAGUCCAGCGGAGCUUUGCCAGCUGUGUGUGGACGAUGAGAUUGUGGCUGUUAAUGGAGUUGCGGCGGCACACAUGAACUACAUCCAGUGGAAGGAUAAAAUGACAUCCUCCCUGCAAAACGGCAGUCUGACCAUGGACAUCCGGCGCUAUGGCAACAAGGAUUGGAGCACCGGUGACGGAGGUCAUCACAACCAGCCAGGCCAGAGCAGGAUGACCCUCAAUCUGACCGCCACAGCGCCCGGUCUGAUAGGUUGCCCUGAUCACCAUGCCAACAGUGGUGCCUCUACAGAAACCGCAGUCAGGAAAGUGUCCAAAUCCAACGGGCAGACGGACAAUGUUUUACAAGGUAAAGUCAUGCAUGGAGAGCUCGCUGACAGCCACAGGACAGCCAGAAGUAAAGGAGGUUCAGAAUCUGCAAUAUCCGAUCUCCAGGUGCCAUCCCUCAGCCCCUCCUCAUCCAGCUGGUCGUGGGACCGUGAGGAGGAUCGGAGGCGCCAGGAGAAGUGGCAGGAAGAGCAGGAGCGCCUCCUACAGGAGCAAUACCAGCGGGAUCAGGAGAGGCUUGAAUCAGAGUGGCGGAGGGCUCAACAAGAUGCAAAGGGGGAGUUAUGCAGGAAGUCAGAGCAGAACACCUUUGUUGAGAGCCCUGCCAGCGCCCAGCUCCACGUGAAUGGAUUGAUGAGCAAAACCAGAGGAGGAGGAGAAGAAGAGCAGAGCCCUGACCGAGAUGAGCUGAAAGAAACAGGAUCAAAACCUCAAAGUAAUGAACGAGGAGAGCAGCGUGACAAGAUUUCUGAACAAGCCUGGGCUGAGGACUCCUGUGGCUUUGCUAAGCUGUCUUCUGCACACAGGGCAAAGUCCUUGUCAACCCCAGCAUUAGCUGGCCCCCUCAAACAGACCAGAGGUGAUGAGAGGAAAAGAAAAGGAAAGUCCAAUGCUGAGAAAGACAGGCAGCAGAUUUUGGAGGAGAUGAAGAAAAGGACUCAGCUUCUGACCGACAACAGCUGGAUACGUCAGCGCAGCAGCAGCUUUUACAAGGAGCCCAUCUAUGUCGGGGCUCCUAUGAAGAGGUACGAGUCUUUGGAAGACCUGGAUAGUUUGCGUCAGUCCUCACUCUCGACCGCUACAUUCAGUUACCCUCGUCCACACUCGGCUGCUGCAGGUUACUGCGCUCCGAGUAGGAACUCCUCCUCCCGCUACAGCACUGGAUCAAUGUUGUCCCAGCGACACACAUUUGAUUCCUCUCAACAUGGCAGGAUGGUCAGUGGCAGGAGGACUUGCUGUGUGUGUGAGCGUGUCCUGGGUAGUGGGGCAGCCAUGGUCAUAGAGGCCCUUAGUCUCUGCUUCCACCUCGCCUGUUUCCAGUGUGUGGGCUGCCACCGGCAUCUCGGAGGAACUGAGACUGGAGUCCAGGUUCGAAUCCGAAACAGGAAGCCCCACUGUGAGCCCUGUUAUUUCCAACUCAAGUCCGCUGGUGCCCCCUCCAUGUGACCAACAUGCUGUACUCCAGAUCACAGAGUAAGCAGCCGAAUCGCUGGGAACUCCUGUUGGACAAAACUACACAGCCAGGCCAUGACUUAAGUCUCCUAUAGUAAUUGAACUACGAUGUGAUAUUAGAUCUUAAACAAUCUGCAGAUCUAUAUGCAAGGUAGACUUUUUUUAAUGGCUGUUUUUAAGCAAAUGUGCUACUUAGUUUGUCCUUUUUCUGCUAAUUCUUUCCAAGAAAAUGUAGAAUUAAUAUAUGAAAUAAAGUAAUUGUGAGAAUUAUUAGUGUUUGCUUAAUGCUUUUCUUAAUGUUAGUGUUGCUAUUUGUCAUAUCCUUGUUCUAUAUUUGACCAUUAGUACAUUAAAGAUAUCAGAUAUUUCUUGUUAAUGUAACCCAUGUAUGGAGGCACAUUUUAACUUGUACUGAGGCACUUUCUGUUCUGUUGUAAUCUCACCAAGUGCACUUUGGGAUAAAUCAGUGGUAUAUAUAAUGCAUCUAUUUGUCACCUGAAUAUGGGAAUCUUAACUGAAAUCUUUUUGUAAAUAAAGUAAACUAAACAUCUA